Messenger RNA from Anastrepha obliqua, 1287 nucleotides. RefSeq names its product cyclin-dependent kinase 2 (gene Cdk2). NCBI's taxonomy places the organism in Eukaryota, Metazoa, Arthropoda, Insecta, Diptera, Tephritidae. The transcript is spliced from 6 exons. Gene Ontology annotation, molecular function: cyclin binding; cyclin-dependent protein serine/threonine kinase activity; ATP binding. Gene Ontology annotation, biological process: G1/S transition of mitotic cell cycle; regulation of G2/M transition of mitotic cell cycle; regulation of gene expression. The record is from RefSeq and is a predicted model, not a curated record. Bases 163 to 1071 code for a protein of 302 amino acids. Gene Ontology annotation, cellular component: cyclin-dependent protein kinase holoenzyme complex; nucleus; cytoplasm.
UGCUUUUUUCCGUUUUCGCUUGAUGCUACAUUUCUUGUUCUAAGCCAAUUAUUCUAUUAAAAUAUACAAAUAAAUCUUUGAAAAAUUAACUAAAAUACUUUAAUUUACUUAAUAAAUGCCUUUGCAUCUGAAAAGUGUGUUCGAGUAGCGGCGGCUGACAGAAUGCUCGAGGUGGGCGAUUUUAAAAGAAUACAAAAAAUAGGCGAAGGAACUUAUGGCAUCGUUUAUAAGGCAAAGGAUACGAAAACAGGAAAGGAUGUGGCACUAAAGAAGAUUCGUUUAGAAAGUGAAACUGAGGGCGUCCCUUCGACGGCAAUACGUGAGAUUUCGCUACUCAAAGAUUUGACGCACAAUAACAUCGUGCAGCUGUAUGAUAUUGUGGUGGCGGACUCGAGCUUGUAUAUGGUGUUUGAAUAUUUGAAUAUGGACAUGAAGAAGUUAAUGGACAAGAAGAAGGAUGCCUUUACGCCGAAGCUUAUAAAGAGUUAUAUGCAUCAACUUCUUGACGCCAUAUGUUUUUGCCAUACAAAUCGAAUUCUACAUCGAGAUCUUAAACCACAAAAUUUACUAGUCGAUAGUGUGGGCAAUAUUAAGUUGGCAGAUUUUGGAUUGGCACGCGCUUUUAAUAUGCCAAUGCGUGCAUAUACACACGAAGUUGUCACGCUGUGGUAUCGUGCGCCUGAAAUACUGCUGGGCACCAAAUACUAUGCGACGGGUAUGGAUAUCUGGAGUUUAGGUUGCAUAUUUGCGGAAAUGAUAAUGAAGCGCGCACUCUUCCCUGGUGACAGUGAAAUUGAUCAGUUAUAUCGGAUAUUCCGUACCUUAGGUACACCCGACGAAAAUACAUGGCCGGGUGUAAGUCAAUUACCCGAUUACAAAGCUAAAUUUCCUAGGUGGGAAAAGACCAAUGUACCAGAUGUUAUUUUGAAACAUGAAGCGUAUGAUCUCUUUAAGAAUAUGAUGCUGUACGAGCCAAAUGAACGCAUAUCAGCUAAAAAUGCUAUGACACAUUCUUACUUCGAUGAUGUUGAGCAUGUGGAUGCUGUAGCCCUGCCGGUGGAUACACCAUAAAAGGGUUUCUAUAAUUAUUUGCAUUUAUUUAACUAAUAGCUAAUUUACCAUUUAAUGUUGCUAGUUAUGGAAUGUCUUUUAAAUGAAUGCCAGUCGAGAAUUUGUAAUAUAAUUGCCUGCCAUUUUUUGUAGGCUUAUUUCUGCUGUUAUUGUAUUUAUGUAACUAUUUUUAAGGCCUACACAAAUAUAUGCACAUUGAUUUUCUAGAUAAAUUAA